GAUAUAAAAAAGUCAAUAAAACUGGCAAGCUUGAAUUAAACGCAAAUGUUAAUAUGGAGCCAAUGGAUGUGAAAAUACAGCAAGCACGUACUAAUAUUGAGGCCAUAAAUGAAAUUAAGUAUACUCAAGAAUUACAGAAUUUAAUGAAAUUCCGUGAAUACGUGGAUAACGUGUUGUAUGAAUAUGUGAAUAGUAUUCAACACUUAAUGCCAAACAUCGCAACCAAUGCUAUACUCCAUACGAAACAAGAGCUCAAUAAUAGACACUGUUAUCGACAACUAGUGGACACUUUACACGAGAACUGCUUUAAUUUGAAUCAAAAUCCAUAUCUGUUCAGAAAACUGCAAAUAUUUGUGAAUAUUUACGAACAAAUGCGUGACUCGAGUGAUGCGGACAUUGCUGUCAACCGAUUGAUACAACACUGCAAUCGAAAUGUUGACUCAAAAUAUUCACAAAUUGUUUAAUGAAUUAAAACACCUUUAAGUUGUAAAUCACAGAAAAUAAAAAACUAUUAACUACGAAC
Oppiella nova is the source of this 523-nucleotide messenger RNA. The record is from the annotation of a GenBank genome assembly. NCBI's taxonomy places the organism in Eukaryota, Metazoa, Arthropoda, Arachnida, Sarcoptiformes, Oppiidae.